AUGACUUCCCAUGACAUUGAGAAAGGUGUUGCUUUUCAGCAACGCAACCGUGGUUUCCGAAGCCUCUGGUUUUUAGUUUUAGUUUUAAUUGGAAUCGGUAUACAUAUGCGUUCCGAGAUUCAGCAGUUGCUCCCCGCAACAGGUUAUGCCAAACUGGAUGCAAUAUUCACGCCUUACUGCAGGGACUACGAUGCGGUUGCGCCAAAGGUCGGCGCGCAUUACUUCUCCAAGAUAGAGACCAUGUUGCAUGAUGACAGCUUCAAGAAUGCCACUGCCGAAAAACUCGCUGGAGCAGUCCGCAUUCCUACUCAAAUUGGAGACGAUGUGCCCAAUCCUAAGGAGGACCCUGAUUUUUUUGCCAAGUUCUUCGAACUACACGAGUAUCUCAAGCAAACAUAUCCUCUUGUCCAUGAGAAUUUGAAGCUUGAAAAGGUUAACGAUGUCGCACUGCUGUAUACUUGGGAGGGAUCCGAUCAGGAAUUGAAACCUGCAAUGUUUAUGGCUCACCAGGACGUGGUGCUUGUGAAUGAAGAUACGAUUGAUCAGUGGACAUAUCCACCUUACUCUGGUUACUUUGAUGGAGAGAAAGUUUGGGGCAGAGGUUCAUCAGAUUGUAAGACUUUACUUACUGCUGAGCUUGUAGCUAUUGAAGAGCUCAUCAGAGAUGGUUUUACCCCACGCCGUACAAUUCUGUUGGCAUUUGGAUUUGACGAAGAAUCCUCUGGAGAGAAAGGUGCAUUGGAGCUCUCGAAGUUCAUUGAAAAAAGAUACGGCGCAGAUAGCAUCUUUAGCAUUCUUGAUGAGGGAAUGGGUGUCUUUGAAAUUGAGAAAGAUUUGUUUGUAGCAACGCCAGUCGUGAGAGAAAAAGGUUUCCUCAAUGUGCAAAUUGAUAUUCAGGGCCCUGGAGGUCAUUCGUCUUUACCACCAAGUCACACUAAUGUUGGUAUCCUCAGUGAGCUGGUUUAUCGCUUGGAAAACGAUCCUUUUGAAUACAACAUUGAGAAUACUCACCCUUUCAUGUCUUUCUUUCAGUGCGUUGCGGAUCAUAGCAAAAGCUUAAAUCCUACAUUCAGGAAAUCCAUUAAAAAGGCCCCAUUCAGUGAGAAGUACAAAAAGGAGUUUAUUGGCUUCGUGGAGGCAACCGAUCCGAUGAUGGCAUUCACUUUCAAGACGUCGCAGGCGAUAGAUGUCCUCAAUAGCGGUAUCAAAGUGAACGCGUUGCCAGAAACCGGACGCUUGUUAAUCAAUUAUAGAAUUGACUUCAGUAGCAAUGUCGAUGAGGUUAUUAACAAGAUAAAGAAACACGCAUGUGUAGUCGCGGAAAAGUAUACCUACUCAGUGGAUGUUGCUGGCGAAGCAGUCUUAAGUCCUCAACAAGCCGUUGGUUCGCUAAAUAUCUUGCCUCUUACCCCAAGAAAUCCAUCCCCUGCAUCUCCAGACUACCGAGAUGACGAUGUCGUUUGGGAGUUACUGGCCACCACGGUAAAGGAUUUCUUCCAAAAUAGGGUGUUCGUGGAGAACAACAGUACGCAAGUUUACCUGGCUCCUGGUACAAUGACACCAAAUACCGAUACUAGGCAUAUGUGGAAUUUGACAAAUCACAUUUACCGUUUCCAAGGUGCUGUACUACCUAAGGAUGGACUGAAGGUGGCACAUUCGGUCAAUGAAUAUGGACUAAUGUCAACUGUACUUCAGUCAGCUGCCUUCAUGUAUGAGUAUAUACUGGGUGCAGACGCACUAGAUAGCUGA
Lachancea fermentati is the source of this 1749-nucleotide messenger RNA. NCBI's taxonomy places the organism in Eukaryota, Fungi, Ascomycota, Saccharomycetes, Saccharomycetales, Saccharomycetaceae. The record is from the annotation of a GenBank genome assembly.